Molecule: messenger RNA, 5508 nt
Organism: Acanthosepion pharaonis
Lineage: Eukaryota; Metazoa; Mollusca; Cephalopoda; Sepiida; Sepiidae
Source: the annotation of a GenBank genome assembly
AUGGAUGCUACGAUAAUCUCAUUAGCAGGUGAAAAGGAUCAACAAGGACUUUACGAAGUCCUCCAGAAGUUGACAAGAGAUGAGAUAGAAAAAAUGUUGGAUAACCGCAUUAUUGAAGAAAAGGAUGAUCCUGUAGUCCUUGUGAGAGCUUUGUUGUUUGGCUACUACUUCAAAGAGGAAGAGAGAGCUGAGAAAUGGUUGCAUGUUUAUCAGCAUUGUGUAAAAUGUAUACAAAAACAACAAAAUCAAUCAGACAUUAAACUUAAGUUGAUUGACUUUCUAAUGUGGCAGGUAGAAAAGUUACCAAAUCAGUGUUUGGUUUCUCUGGCUAAAUACUUUGUGGAGACUAUCAAAACUGGACAAAUACAAAAUGACAAAAUUCUAGAAUUAUUUCCAAAGUUGUUGUCUGUAAUUUCAUCUCAGGAGAAAGUCCAGGUGGAUGAUAUCAGUUGGCUGAAAGGAUCAGACUACAAAAGUCAGAUUCUUAACAGCAUUUGUUCUUGCAGGUGGGAAACUUGCAUCAUUAUCAGACUUGUGGACAUGUUUCGUGAUGUUCCCAUGUCAAGUGAAGAACUGGAGUUUGUCAUUGAUAAAACAAUUCGUCUUCUUCCAGAACUUGACUUAUGUGAUCUUCCCGCUUUGACUCUCAAUCUCUUACUGCUGUCAGUCAAGGGUCACAAAUUGAAAGUUCUGGAAGGCAUCAUGGAUUUCUUCAUUGAAAGAGAUUCAACUGUUCGAAAACAAACAAGGGAAUCGGAAAGCAUGGAUGUAGCUGUUGAAUCAGUUGAUAAAGCCACUCUUCGUAGCACAGAAGGCACUGUAAUCUUGCAUAUUAUUUAUGCUGUCAAGCAUGAUAAUGAUUUGGUUAAAGAGUUCAUCAGAUUCCUCAAGGUGCAAAUAAAAUCUCCAAGCAACAAAGUUUGCACCCCAUUCGUCCUUGCAAUGGCACUCUGUGUGGGUCAAGUCUUCAGAUUCAAAGACCAAAUUUUUACUUUACUACGAAAUAUCAUCCUGAAGACUUUCCAAGAUGCUGAGAGACAAUCUCAGAAUGCUAUGCUACAAUUUCCAGAUGCUUCUGUACCUGAAGAUCUGAUUCUAGAAACAGUAGAGAACAGUGCUUAUGGCUGGGAUAACGUCAUUCAAGGUUUGGUGCGUCUUGGUUUCGUUUUAAUGGAUUCAUUUGGCCCCAAAGGUUCCUUUGGUCGAGUUGAAGGGAUAACUUUAAUACAGCCUGUUACUCAUCAAAGAGCUUGUCAUCUGGGAUCACAAAUACUUGCCAAAGCUUUUAAGGCCCAUCAUGAUGUUGUCAGAGAAAAUAUUUUGAAUGAGAUUUUCACACGUAUUGGCACAUCAGAGUCUCAACCUAUUAACCAUUUCCUGGACCUGUUGUCCCAAGUGGUUAAAUCUGGACCUCAGCUGCUUUUAAAUUCGGUGAAGAAAUUGGCUGAAAUGUUUGACCAUCUUCCUUCUCUGCCGCCAUCUACUGCUACCAGCUUGUUGGAAAUUCUCCAACCGAUCCUCAAAUUCAGCAUUACCUUACGUGAUGCUUUGAUGUUGCUUCUUCGAAAGUCCAUGUUUUCCAAACAUCUCAAUUUCCGCAAAGUUAGUGCCAAGGGUUAUCUCAUGAUUCUGAAACACUUUAAAAUUAUUGGCAGUCUUCCAUCCAGUCAGUCCAGUCAGACAUUUUCACUUAGUCAGCUUCAAGUUGAUGUACAGUCUCGGGUGAAUUACAAUCCUGUAAGUAACAGCACUCUGUGUUUGGAAGUUAUUCGUAAUCUACGGCGCUGUCUCUCUCAGCAGGCAGAUGUUCGUUUCAUCUUAUAUUCUGGACUUUAUAGUGUCCUUAAUAAGAACAGCAAACUUCAGGAACCUAUUCUUGAUCUGCUUUUAAAUCAGUUCAAGAAGUACUAUGAAGCAGCCGAGGAUGUCAACCCUCCAAUUCAGUUACAGAAGUGUCUUAUAAACCAAGGUUCACAGGUUUACCUUGGGGAACCUCUGGCGCAUCUUCUCUGCUGCAUUGUGCAGUGCUCACUCCGAGGCCGCAGCAUUCACAAUGAACAAGAUGAGAGUGAUGAGGAAAAUGAGGAAGUGGAUACUAGCAGUUUGAAUGAAUUGGAAAAGAUACUUGCCUCCAUCACUCAGAGAAUGAUCAAAAGUGAACUUGAAGAUUUCGAAUUGGAUAAAUCUGCUGAUUUCUCUACGAAAAACAGUGUUGGUGUGAAAAACACUAUAAUUUCUCUUUUAUUGUUGGGAAUUUAUGAAAGUUUGAUGGAAUAUACAUUUUUCAGUGGGAAUUUUAGUGAAACAAGUUGUGAACAAAUCCAACAGCUUUUUAACAAUCAUCAGAAACUGGUGACAAUUUUAAAGAGCAAAAUCAAAACUCCAAGUACAAAAGCAGGGACUAGUUUGCUUUCUCUUCACUUCACAACAGAAAUACUUCAUGCUCUGUUCAUAGACACAAGCCAUGAGAGUCUGGAAGCCUUGAAGCAGAAUACAGAUUUCAUAUGCUGCAUUCUUGGUGUGUCUUUACAAAAAGUAACUUUUCUCCGUGAUCGGGGUACAUGUGAUGGUGCUGACCUUUCCGAGAAAGACAAACUUAUAGCAUAUUCCUGCAAACUUGGACGGUUUUGUCUGAAAUACUACCAACGGAUUGGUCCCAACAGUGACAAGAAAGAAAAAAAAGCUGUGUCGACGUUGUGUUUGGAAAUAUUGAAUGUGGUAAUCCAACUAAUAUAUGCCAAUAGCAUGUCUGUUACCGUUCCAUUGACCGAAAAACAAGAAAAGUGGUUAAUUAUGCUCUUACAAGACACAGAAGUGAGUACAUCCCAAUUUACCGGUCUACAACAAGUGACAGAGAAACAUGUCAAGAUUUUUCAGAGGAUAGCCACGGAUAUUUUGUCUAGCACAAAUGAUAACAGGAACAUGACAGAAUUGGGUUUGCUCUUGGAGAUAAUAACUGUUUAUUGCAAUCACCUUCCACCUGGACAAGUUUAUAACUCAGUUCUUCAAUGGGUACAGAAUGUGUGUGAAGAUGAAAAAAUAGAGCAUAUUGCUGUCUGUAAACUGCUUCUUAGUCUUUUGUUAAAGAUGACUCGUAAAAUUGGCAGCACAAUGAACCUAGUAAAGGAGAUGUGUCGUGAUAUACACAGUCAAUUGGAGGAUAUUGACAAGGAAUUGGAAGUGGAAGACAGUAGCCAUUAUGGCUUAAUAUCUUCAACCACAUCCUGUGCAGUAUUGACAAUUCUUUUGUCACAUAUUUCUUCAGAACUUGAUGAAGCCUCUUGGGUCAUUGAACAUAUCAAGGGAGAAUUACAGAGUCCAAAGGAUGUUGAUAUAAGUGCCAGUCUCCAUUUACCCACCCAGCAGACAACAGUUCUCCAGUCAUUAUCCACAGUGUUUGCUUCUUUAGUAGCUGGCUUCCAUGAACUUGCACAGACAGCUUUGCCAAAUUGGUCAAUUGUGGAACUUCUUCUGAAACAACUCACCAACUUCUACAACACUGUUUCAGGAUUCAUUAAAUAUUUUCUUCAAAUGUACCUAUUAAAAGCAGGUCACCUGGAUCAGAGAGUUGAAAAAUUGGUGAAGCUUAUUGCAUUGAGUCUUACACCUCAAGUAUAUAUGUUUCUGACAUAUAUACAGCAUGAAAUAAAGGAACCAGUAAAAGCUCCCAAAAAAGACAAGAAAACUGUUCCAAAUCCUUCUCGAACCAAAACGGCUUCCAUAAAAAAACAGGUUAAAGUUAUUCCAAAGCUUAUCUUUGCAAUUGAAACUUUUGAGAAAUAUUUAAUGCAGCUUUCGCAAAAAUCAAAGAUCAAUCUAAUGGAACAUGUGAAACCGAGUGUAGCAAGGGACUUCCGUAUUAAUGGUGCUGUGGUACGAGCUGCUCUUGAGGAGCAAGGUGCCUCUGCCUCCAGUGACAGUGAAGAAGAAGAAGAGGAGGAAAAUAAUGAUCCACAAAAUGAGAAGGAAAAUGAAGAUGAGCAAGUAGAGGGAGAUGAAGAAGAGGAUGCUGCAUCUGAAGAUGAAGAAUUACCAGCUGCCAAAAAGACCAAGUAUGAAGAAAAGGCAAAAAAAUUGUGUGAGAAGUUGGUAUCUUCGUCGUACAUCCAACAAGGAAUUCAGGCGAGAAAAGCACAUGAAACCAAACUACGACUUCUUUUACAACACCGGAAACUUCCAGAAGAGGGCUGGGAUGACCUGACCAUUGAGUUAGUAUUGCAAGAAUUAUCUGUGAUGGACAGCAACAACUUUCCUGGGAAUUGUGGUGUUGGUGAACGAGAAGCCAGAAUUGCUUCCCAACUGGUUGCUAAAAGACAUUACAGACUUGGCCAUGGAAUUGGUCGAUCAGGUGACAUUACAGCUAUUCAACCCAAAGCCGCUGGAUCAAGUAUUCUCAUGAAAGUAACCAACAGCUUAGCCCUUGAUGCUCUCAAAAUUUGUGGUGUGACCUCAGCCAAAAGUUGCUUUGUUGUUCCUAUGGCAACAGGAAUGUCCCUUGUACUAUGUAUGUUGACUAUGAAGCAACAACGUCCAAAGGCCAAAUAUGUACUCUGGCCACGCAUUGACCAGAAGUCUUGUUUCAAAUCUAUGGUUACUGCAGGUUUUGAACCAGUCAUCAUUGAGAAUGUUCUUGAAGGAGAUGAAUUAAGAACGGAUAUAGAUGCCAUCACUGCUAAAAUCCAGGAGCUAGGAUCUGAGAAUAUUCUUUGCGUCCUCUCGACGACCAGCUGUUUUGCCCCUCGGGGUCCAGACAAAUUAGAAGAAAUUGCAAAGUUGUGCAAAACUUCAAACAUUCCUCAUUUGGUUAAUAAUGCAUAUGGACUUCAGUCUUCAAAGUGCACCCACUUGUUGCAACAGGCUGUGCGCGUUGGCAGAGUGGAUGCAUUCGUUCAAAGUACAGAUAAGAAUUUCAUGGUUCCUGUUGGAGGGGCUAUCAUUGCUGGGUUUGAUAAAAAUUUUAUAGAAGAAGUUAGCAAAAUGUACCCGGGUAGAGCAUCUUCGACUCCCACCAUUGACUUAUUCAUCACUCUUUUGUCCCUGGGGUCUCAUGGCUACAAGCAGUUACUUCAAGAGAGGAAGGAAAUGUACACUUACCUGAAGAACGCUCUGGUGCAAUGUGCAGAGAAACAUGGGCAGCGGGUACUGCAAAUCAACAGCAAUACUAUUUCCAUGGCUAUGUCUCUUAAUUAUGAUGGCACUGAAAGUACAGCCACUGAGAUUGGGUCCAUGCUAUUCAAGCGCUUUGUGUCUGGAACAAGGGUUGUAGCUAAGGAAAGUGGUUCAAAAACAAUUUGUGGAUACAAAUUUCAAAACUUUGGUGCACAUUCUGACUCCUACCCAUGCGGUUAUCUCACUGCUGCAGCCGGUAUUGGUAUGAUUAAAGAUGAUGUGGACACAUUCAUUAACCGACUGGACAAAGUUCUCACAAAAUUUCAAAACGGUCGUCCUUCCCCUGAAGGAGCAUCAGAAAAGAAUUUAAAACCGCCCUCAGAAGAAACUCUUAUUUGA